AUGAUUGCGAAAAUACAAACUCUGCAGAGAAAUGGCACCUGGUCAUUGGUCAACUUACCACCAAAUAAAAAGGCUGUUGGUUGCAGAUGGGUCUAUAAGACUAAGUUGAAUGCAGCUGGUUCCANAGAGAGACANAAGGCACGUCUUGUUGCCAAAGGAUUUACANAGACUGAGGGCAUGGAUUUUUUUGAGACCUUCUCCCCUGUUGUGAAGCUCACCACUGUCAGGUUUCUAAUUUCCAUUGUUGUCUCUCGCCAUUGGUCUUUAUAUCAACUUGACGUUGAUAACGCCUUUUUACAUGGUGAUUUAAAUGAAGAUGUUUACAUGAAACCUCCCCUGGGAUUGCUUCUUCCUGAACCUCAUCUAGUUUGUAAAUUGCACAAGUCUCUUUACGGCCUUAGACAAGCUUCUCGACAGUGGAAUUCCAAGCUUACAUCUGCAUUAAUUUCCUAUGGGUUCUCACAGAGUUCUGCUGAUCAUUCUCUGUUUACCUAUCAUUCCUCUAACUCUUUUAUUGCCUUAUUGGUUUAUGUUGAUGAUAUAGUGCUCACUGGAGAUAACAUGCAGGCCAUUACUGAUGUCAAACAAUUUUUACAUCAUAAAUUCAGCAUCAAAGAUUUGGGUUUUCUCAAAUUCUUUCUUGGUUUUGAGGUUGCUCGAUCACAACAAGGCCUUGUCCUAAAUCAAAGAAAAUAUUGCUUGGAAAUCUUGUCAGAAUUUGGUCUACCUGGUUGCAAACCUGCCACUUCUCCUUCGAAUCCCACUGUUAAGCUUAAGGAUGAUGAAGGUGCUCUUGUUUCAGAUCCCACUGCUUACAGAAGAUUGAUUGGUAAGCUGCAAUACUNAACUAAUACUCGUCNAGACAUCUCCUUUGNUGUUCAACAAGUUAGCCAAUUCAUGUCCAAGCCACGACAAUCUCAUCUCCAUGCUGCUUUCAGAAUCUUGAGAUACCUCAAAAGUUGUCCAGGUCUUGGUUUAUUUUAUCCUUCCUCCAACCCUCACCGAAUUCAAGCUUUUUCGGAUUUCGAUUGGGCUACUUGUUCCCUCACUCGCAAGUCCAUCACGGGAUAUUGUGUCUUUUAUGGCCAUUGUCUUAUUUCCUGGAAAUCUAAGAAACAAUCCACGGUUUCUAGAAGCUCUACUGAAGCUGAAUAUAGAGCUUUGGCUUCUGUUGCUUGUUAA
Vigna radiata var. radiata (mung bean) is the source of this 1182-nucleotide messenger RNA. RefSeq lists its product as uncharacterized. Lineage: Eukaryota; Viridiplantae; Streptophyta; Magnoliopsida; Fabales; Fabaceae. The transcript has a single exon. The record is from RefSeq and is a predicted model, not a curated record. Bases 1 to 1182 code for a protein of 393 amino acids.